CAACAAGUAUUGCUGAAAGUAUUGGUGCAACAGAAGUAUUUGAAAAUUUAUUAGUUAGAUCUGCCUCAAGUAUGAGUACAGAAUCUAAUAUUAAGAGGAAAAAAACAGAAAUUAAAGUUAGUAAGGAAAUAGUUGCAGUUAAAAAAAGAAGAACAGAAGUUGAAUAUAAUGAAGAAAUAUUUGAAAUUGAUAAUAAAAUUGAAGAUUAUGAAAGAAAACAAAAAAGAUUUACAGAAAAAAAUGAAUUAACUGCAGAUGAAUAUCGAGUAAUCAUUACCAAAGCAUUAAUAGAUAUUAAAAAAUAUUUAUCAUAUUAUGAAAAACAUUUAAUUGAUUACUCAUUUCCUGUACCUGAUUAUAGUUUGGUAAAAGAUGCUAAAGAAUAUAGUAUAUGGGAUCAGGAAGUUGAUUUUGAUUCAAAUGAAAUCAAUCAUACAUUACAAAAAGAAUAUCUUUUGAAUAUUGAUCAAAAAUUAAUUUAUAAUACUAUUAUUAAA
Molecule: messenger RNA, 497 nt
Organism: Cetraspora pellucida
Lineage: Eukaryota; Fungi; Glomeromycota; Glomeromycetes; Diversisporales; Gigasporaceae
Source: the annotation of a GenBank genome assembly